Messenger RNA from Zymoseptoria tritici IPO323, 4140 nucleotides. RefSeq lists its product as uncharacterized. The transcript is spliced from 3 exons. The record is from RefSeq and is a predicted model, not a curated record. Gene Ontology annotation, molecular function: calcium ion binding; protein binding. Gene Ontology annotation, cellular component: plasma membrane; cytoplasm. Lineage: Eukaryota; Fungi; Ascomycota; Dothideomycetes; Mycosphaerellales; Mycosphaerellaceae. Bases 1 to 4098 code for a protein of 1365 amino acids. Gene Ontology annotation, biological process: endosomal transport; endocytosis.
AUGUCAGACAACGAGCACGCGAUUCUCAACCUGAGCUCCGACGAGAAACGAGCCUUUUCCUUCCUCUUCGCCCAAGCCGACAAGGACCAACUCGGCGUCGUCACCGGCGAGAACGCAGUCACCUUCUUCGAACGCACCCACGUAUCGCCCAACGUCCUCGGAGAAAUAUGGCAGCUGGCGGACACGGAGAAUCGAGGUCUUCUCACGAAGCCUGGAUUCUGCAUGGUAUUAAGGUUGAUUGGACACUAUCAAGCUGGGAGAGAGCCUACGACCGAGUUGGCAUUCAAGCCGGGGCCGAUACCGAAGUUUGAAGGAUUGACAAUACCGGGAAUUGGUGGCCCUGCCGGUGCGACGGGAAGUGGACUGCCCAGUCCGAGCGCGGCGGGAUUUCCUCCUGCUGCACUGCAACCGCAGGCGUCGGGCAAUCCGCCUGUUCGAAUCCCACCAUUGGAUCCGCAAAAGGUGCAGCAAUACUCGGGACUAUUCGAGAGAUCAGGUGCGCAGAAUGGACAACUCGAUGGAGCGACGGCGAAGGCGAUCUUUGAAAGAGCUGGGCUUCCAAACGAGGUGCUUGGGCGGAUAUGGAUGCUUGCCGAUCGGGAGCAGAGAGGAGCGCUGGACCAGACGGAGUUCAUCGUGGCAAUGCAUAUGUUGACAAGUAUGAAGACGAGAACAAUGACUGCGCUGCCUACCACACUUCCACCCGGGUUGUAUGAAGCUGCGGCGAGACGUGGAGGACCUCCUCCCGCGAGGCAGCCGACCAUGCCCACUGCAAUUCCAAGGCAGAUCUCGGGAAGCUCUGCUGGUGCUAUCCCAAGGACUCAAAGUCCACUCGCAAGAUCUGGAUACGGACCACCGCCUGGGCAGCCGCCUCAAGCGACGAGUGCGCCGUGGCUUAUCACCCCAGCCGACAAGAGCAAGUUUGACCAAUUCUUCAACUCGAUUGACACGCAGCGGAGAGGCGUGCUCACGGGAGAACAAGCCGUUACCUUCUUCUCGGACUCGCGACUGCCAGAGGAGACCCUGGCGCAAAUCUGGGAUCUUGCAGACAUCAACAGUGAAGGUCAGCUGAACAAGGAUGAAUUUGCUGUUGCCAUGUACUUGAUUCGGCAGCAGCGGGCUCCAAACCCUGGUCCUCUGCCAGCAUUCCUACCUCCAGGUCUUGUCCCUCCCAGCAUGCGCAAGCAGCAACAGCAGACUCAGUCCACAGCACCCGCAUUCGACAAUGCCGCCAAUUCUUCAAACCUCCCCAAGUCUGCCGCAGACGACCUCUUCGGACUGGACGAGCCAUCAUCUCCAACCAUAAAGCAGGCACCAGUACUGCAGCCUCAAACGACAGGAAUGUCUGCAAGUCGCGACCCUUUCUCAGGAGGCAGUCCUGCCACUCCCAGCUCACCCCAGCGAUUUCAGGCGCCUCCAUCGAUCCAGGCACAACCUACUGGAUUCAAGCCCUUCCAGCCGACAUCUGCGUUUGGUGCUAGUCUUGCUUCGCAGAAUACUGGUGGGUCAUUUGCAUCGAAUCAGGCAGCUACGACACGUGGUGCUCCUCCAAUGCCGCAGUCUUCAGGAGCGGACGAUCUCUUGGGCGACAAUGAUACCAGCGCGGCGGAAAGUGGAAAGCUCACCAACGAGACGACCGAACUUGCCAACAUGAGCAACCAGAUUGGCAACCUCCGAUCACAAAUGGAGCAGACUCAGGCGAAGAAGAGCGCCAGCCAAGCUGAGUCAACCACGAUGAACACGCAGAAGCGGGACCUCGAAAUCAGACUUCAGCAAUUCCGAGGACAGUACGAGCAGGAGGUCCGCGCGGUCAAGGAGUUGGAACAGCAAUUAGCCGCAUCACGCGAGUCGACGAAGAAGCUGAGUCAAGAGCUUGCCAUGCUUGAGGGGAGCUACCAAGACUUGCAGACGCAGCAUCAGAAGGUGUCGCAAGAUUUGCAGACCGACCAACAAGAGAAUGCGAAUUUGAAGCAGCGCAUCUCGCAGAUCAAUGCCGAGGUGACCAGACUGAAGCCUGAGAUUGAGAAGCUCAAGCUUGACGCAAGACAACAAAAGGGCAUGGUCAGCAUUAACAAGAAGCAGCUGGCUACGGGGGAAGGGGAGCGGGAUCGUCUGCAGGGUGAGAAGGCUGAUCUUGAACGAGAAGCGACCGAGCAUGUAGCGCAGGCUCGCUCGGCUACUUUUGAUUACCCUGAGCACACUUCGAACGUGGUGAGCCCAGCUGCGAGCGUUAUGAGCGCCAACAACCCGUUCUUCGUGAAGCCCAGCCAGAGUGGAGACUUGUCAAGAUCCGGAACUCCGAUCACUGCCUCUCAGACCUCGAAGGGACCCAACCCUAGCGCCUUCGAUGCGAUUUUUGGUCCGUCUGCUGCGUUCGCGCCGAAUGGCCAGUCUAGUGGUACUUCGACACCGCCGGCGACCUCAUUCGUUGGACGCAACAUUUCGUCGUCGGCAGGACCGCACGGUAUGUCCGAUUCGUUGCAGAGCGUGUCAUCUCGUGGCGAGCACACUCCUUCCGCGACUCCGCCCUUGCCGGAUAUCCCGAAAGAGGCGCCGCUCCAAGCUGAACCUCCGCCACCUCCCGAGGAGCAGCAGUUUUCUGCUUCUCAUCUGCCUGUUGUUGGUGUUAAGGAAGCCGCGCCAGGUAGUGAUACGAGCUCGCUCGGUGUGCUGCCACCUGCUAGUCGGGCUAGUGGUAUCGAGACGCCGAGGGAAGAGGUUCCAAUGUCUUCCGAACCUACAUUGGCGUCUUUCAAGGAGGACUCCACGACUGAGUCGGCCGCGCAUGAGGCUAUUCCUGGUGCCUUCCCAGAGGCGACCCCUUUUGAGAAGGAAUCGCAGCCGGACGACUUUGACUCGGCGUUUGCUGGGUUUGGAGCUGGCGACAAGGCGGCGGAGACGAGGGAAGUUGAUGAGGAUCCUUUCGCGCCGUCGAGCAGCCGCGCACCAACAAAUGGCGUUGCUUCUGAGUUCCCGGAGAUCAAAUACCUCGAGCCAGAGGACAGUGAUAGUGAUGACGAUACUGAUACAGGAUUUGGAGAUGACUUUGCAGCUCCGGCAGCAUCGGCAGCUCAGGCGCCAGUCGCUGCUGAUUCCGUGGCUCCCGCUGCCGCUGCGUUACCGCCCAUCACGGCUCAAACAUCGCCGCCUACAUACGAGGAUAGCGACAAGCCUUCGCACGGAGGUACUGGAGAGCAUACCGAUGAGAACCAGUUCCCGCCCGAGUUCGGUGGACUGUUGCCUGCGAGAGAAGAUCCUACCGGCCCGACAGCGCAUGCAGCUGAGCCACCAGCUGGGACGUCCGUGCGUGAGGUCGGGCUGGAGAAUGAGGCGCAGCGCACUCUACACACUCCAUUCUCGAGCGGCACACAUACCUUCCCAGCUCCACCUGGACAGGCGAUUAGUGAGAUCAUUGCCUCUUGCUUCCUUCGCUCUAACACCACUAACACUCUCCCAGCAACCUCCACCCAACCCCACAACCCUACCUUCGACGACUUCGACGCCUUCGACGACCUUUCCGAAGCCAAAGAAGCAGACAAAGCCUCCGACCUCGACUUUUCCUUCUCCGAGCCCUCCGGCGCAGACUUCAACCCCGCCUUCGACUCUCCCGCAGCCAGCAUGUCGACAACCCUCGCCUCCGCCCAAGCCACGCCCAGCGCCUCCCGCACCCUCCCAGAACCAACAAACAACGGCUUCUCCAACUUCCAACCCACCGCUUCCACCACCAGCGUCUUCGCCUCUGGCGGCGUAACGAGUCCCGCUGUUCCUGCUACAGCACAACAUGACUGGGACGCUAUCUUUUCCGGUCUAGACAGCGCCAAGCCGGUGGAUACGAGUCUGCCGGCGAGUGAUCCUUGGGGCGCGAGUCCGCCUGGGACGUCGUCUGCUGCGCCGGCGGUCGCGGGGAGUAGUAGUGCUCUUUCGAAGCCGAAGGGACCGGAGAGAGGUGGGGCGAUUACACCCGGCACAGAACAUGAUGAUCCGAUUUUGAAGAGAUUGACGGGAAUGGGGUAUCCGAGAGGUGAGGCGCUGGAUGCGUUGGAGAAGUAUGAUUAUGAUAUCAACAGGGCUGUGGAUCAUUUGAGUGGACCUCCUUGAUUUUGAGACAAGGGAUGUGGAUGAUGGAUGUGGAUGUGAUGG